Molecule: messenger RNA, 2735 nt
Organism: Ziziphus jujuba (common jujube)
Lineage: Eukaryota; Viridiplantae; Streptophyta; Magnoliopsida; Rosales; Rhamnaceae
Product: beta-amyrin synthase
Exons: 16
Coding region: 140-2455 (771 amino acids)
Biological process (GO): triterpenoid biosynthetic process
Cellular component (GO): lipid droplet
Molecular function (GO): beta-amyrin synthase activity
Source: RefSeq, a predicted model, not a curated record
GCGAGAGAGAGCAAAAGAGAGUACGAAGUUGGUUUCUUAUAAGUUUGUUACACUUCGUUGCUUGAUUGAAUAUUAUAUAUUGAAGAUUGAUUGUUGACAUACUUAUAUUAAAUAUAAUAUAAUAAUAUUAAAUAUCAAAAUGUGGAGGCUUAAGGUAGCAGAGGGAGGCAAUAAUAAUAAUAAUAAUAUGAACGUAAAGGAGAAAAAGGCAUACAUAUACAGCACAAAUGAAUUCGUGGGGAGGCAGAUAUGGGAGUUUGAUGCAGAAGCAGGAAGCCAGGAAGAGAGAGCAGAGGUUGAAGCAGCCCGUUCCACAUUUUACAACAACCGUUUUCAUCUCAAGCCAUGCAGCGACCUCCUUUGGCGGAUGCAGUUCUUGAGAGAAAAAAGAUUCCAACAGACAAUUCCCCAAGUGAAGGUUGAGGAUGGUGAAGUAAUCGCAUGCGAAAAGGCUACAACUUCACUGAGGAGGGCUGUCCAUUUCUUUUCAGCCUUGCAAGCCGCUGAUGGUCAUUGGCCUGCUGAAAAUGCUGGCCCACUGUUUUUCCUUCCUCCUUUGGUCAUGUGCUUGUAUAUUACAGGACACCUUUCUUCUGUUUUCACUGCAGAGCACCGCAAGGAAAUCCUUCGCUAUAUAUAUUACCAUCAAAAUGAAGAUGGUGGGUGGGGAUUGCAUAUCGAGGGCCAUAGCAUCAUGUUCUGUACAGCUCUUAACUAUAUUUGUAUGCGAAUACUUGGACAAGGACCUGACGGUGGACAAGACAAUGCUUGUGCAAGAGCAAGACAAUGGAUUCUUGAUCAUGGCGGUGUAACGUAUAUUCCUUCCUGGGGGAAGACUUGGCUUUCGAUACUUGGUUUGUUUGAUUGGGCUGGAUGUAACCCGAUGCCUCCUGAAUUUUGGAUUCUUCCAUCAUUUCUUCCCGUGCAUCCAGCUAAAAUGUGGUGCUAUUGCCGGAUGGUUUAUAUGCCCAUGUCAUAUUUAUAUGGCAAAAGGUUUGUCUGUCAAAUCACACCUCUUAUACUGCAAUUGAGGGAAGAGCUUCAUGCUCAACCUUUCAAGGAAAUUAAUUGGAGGAAAGUGCGUCAUCUGUGUGCUAAGGAGGAUCUAUAUUAUCCCCAUCCUUUGAUACAAAAUCUACUCUGGGAUAGUCUAUAUAUCUGUACUGAGCCCCUUCUUACACAUUGGCCCUUUAACAAAUUGGUUAGAGAGAGGGCUCUUCAAGUUACAAUGCAUCAUAUUCACUAUGAAGAUGAGAACAGUCGGUACAUUACAAUUGGAUGUGUAGAAAAGGUGUUAUGCAUGCUUGCUUGUUGGGUAGAAGAUCCAAAUGGUGACUAUUUCAAAAAGCACCUGGCUAGGAUACCUGAUUAUAUGUGGGUUGCUGAAGAUGGAAUGAAAAUGCAGAGUUUUGGUAGUCAAGCGUGGGAUGCUUGUUUUGCCAUACAAGCUUUGCUUGCAAGUAAUCUCAUUGACGAAAUUCCAUUGACACUUGCUAGAGGGCAUGACUUUUUAAAGAAAUCUCAGGUCAAAGAAAAUCCUUCUGGUGAUUUUAAAAGCAUGUGCCGUCACAUUUCUAAAGGAUCAUGGACAUUUUCUGAUCAAGAUCACGGAUGGCAAGUUUCUGACUGCACUGCAGAGGGCUUGAAGUGUUGCUUGUUGUUCUCAUUGAUGCCACCUGAGAUUGUUGGUGAGCAUAUGGAGGCAGAGAGGUUGUAUGAUUCUGUUAAUCUCAUACUUUCUCUACAGAGUAAGAAUGGUGGUUUAUCAGCUUGGGAGCCAGCAGGAGCACCAAAGUGGUUAGAAUUGCUUAACCCCACUGAAUUUUUCGUGGACAUUGUCAUUGAGCAUGAAUUUGUGGAAUGUACUUCAUCAGCAAUCCAAGCUCUAGUUUUAUUUAAUAAGUUACACCAGGAGCAUAGGAAAAAGGAGAUAGAAAAGUUCAUAGCCAAUGCUGUCAAAUUUCUUGAGGACAUACAAUUGCCUGAUGGUUCAUGGUAUGGAAACUGGGGGGUUUGCUUCACAUAUGGCACAUGGUUUGCCUUGGGAGGAUUGACAGCUGCUGGCAAGAGUUACGACAACAGUCCAACUAUACGGAGAGCAGUUGAAUUUUUACUGAGGAAACAGAAUGAGGAUGGUGGCUGGGGAGAGAGUUACCUUUCAUGCCCAAACAAGGAAUAUGUACCUCUUGAGGGAAACCGUUCAAAUUUGGUACAAACUGCAUGGGCAAUGAUGAGUCUGAUUCAUGCCGGACAGGCAGAAAGAGAUCCAACACCUCUUCACUGUGCAGCAAAGCUAAUUAUCAAUUCCCAAAUGGAAAAUGGUGAUUUCCCACAACAGGAAAUGACGGGAGUUUUCUUGGCGAACUGUAUGCUACAUUACGCAGCAUACAGGAAUAUCUACCCAUUAUGGGCUCUAGCAGAAUACUGCAGAAGACUACCUUCUAAAGCUGAAUAAAAAUGUGACUGCCCUACCAUAGCUUAUACACCUAUAAGCAAGAGCAUAAAAGGUAGAAUUAAGCAAGUUGUUAGUUCGUUUUCUAUAAAUUGUGACAAAAUUGUUUUCUUCUCUUGAUAGUUUUUAGAUGUCUAGGUGGAUGAGUUGCUGUUGUAUACUUUGCCAUGGAUUGAGGUUUAAGAAAGGAAAAGAGAGAAGAAUUAUUUUCCCACUGGGCUUUGUUGUUAAACUUGAUUAUAUAUAUAUAGAUAUAUAUAUAUAUAUAUAUAUUCUUUUUCUC